AUGGUGGAUCCUAGUGGAGUUGAAGCCAUGGUGGAUCCUAGUGGAGUUCAAGCCAUGCUGAAUCCUACGGGAGUUCAAGCCAUGGUGAAUCCAAGUGGAGACCAAGCUAAGGUUGAUCCGCGGCGAUCGUUUCUCCGUCGAUUCAGGAGCUCAAACAACACGGAGGCGAGUUCGUCUGUAAAAAUGGAUAAGAAUUGGAUGGAAGCUUCAAGGUCUUCAGAUGAGUAUGCAGCUGGAGUCUCCUUAUUCUUGAAAUUUGCUCUAAGAAAUGAAGUGAAAGACAGUAAGAUACUUUGUCCAUGUAAAAACUGUGGGAACAGGUUCUGGUAUGAUGUAGAAACUGUAAAUGAUCAUCUAAUCUGUACUGGUUUUAUGCCUGGAUAUAAAACCUGGUUGUUUCAUGGGGAACAAGCUGUUAACAAUGAUCUUGACACACAAUCUAGCUUUCCAGAAGAUACUAGUAAUGCUAGAGAUGAGAUUGACCAGCUACUGUUAGAUGGGUUUGACAUGUACAAUACAAGUUCAUUGCAUUCAGAAGAAGAAGGGAGUGAAGAUGAUAGUGAAGAUGAAGAUGUCGAAUCAUACAAGAGGUUAGUCAAUGAUGGUGGCCAGCAGUUGUACCCAGGAUGCAAGAAGUUUUCUAAACUGCAGUUUCUAGUAAGAUUGAUCAAUAUUAAAAAUGUCAGGGGAAUGACAAAUGCUGCAUUUGAAGAUAUGCUGACACUGUUCAGGGAAGCACUACCUGAAGGACAUUCUCUGCCUAAGAAAUUUCAUGAAGAAAAGCAGUACAUCAGAGGAGUUGGUCUUGCAUAUGAUACUUAUGAUGCCUGUUUCAAUGACUGCAUAAUUUUCAGAGGCAUCCAUGCCAAGGCCAAUGUCUGCCCAGUUUGCAAAACAAGCAGGUGGAAGACUGUAAGAAGUGUAGUAGGUGGGAAGAGAAUCAGUAGGGUGCCAAUGAAAGUUAUCAGGCAUUUCCCACUGAACAAAAGAGUCAGGAGGUUGUUUAUAUCUAACAAAACAGCAUCUCUGAUGAGUUGGCACAAUGAUGGGAGAACCAAAGAUGAAGUAAUGAGGCAUCCAGCUGAUUCACCUGCUUGGAAGAACUUUGACAGCAGGUACAGGUCGUUCAGCAAAGAACCAAGGAACAUCAGAUUUGGAUUAGCUACAGAUGGAUUCAACCCUUUCAGGAAUAUGAACUUGUCUUACAGCAUCUGGCCUAUAAUUCUGAUCCCAUACAACUUCCCUCCUUGGAUUUGCAUGAAGGAGACCAACUUUAUCUUGUCUGUCAUUGUACCAGGAAGGGGAUCACGAGGGAAAGACAUUGAUGUAUACCUGCAACUAGUAAUUGAUGAGCUACAGGAGUUGUGGCACCAUGGAGUUCUGGUAUAUGAUUCUCAUUUUGGUAAAAAGUUUAGAGUCCAUGCUGCACUGCUCUGGACCAUCAGUGAUUGGCUGGGCCGUGGAAUAUUGAGUGGUGAAAGCAUUGUUGUCUGUUCUCAUUGCCUCUUAGGAACUUGUUCUAGACGGUUGAAGCAUGGACACAAAGCAUGUUUUCUAGGUCACAGAAGGUUCUUGUCAAUGAAUCAUCCAUUCAGAAGUGAUGAGGAAUCUUUUGAUGGGACAACUGAUUUCAGGGAACCUCCAGUGCAGCCUACAGGUGAAGAAAUUUCUGCUAUGACAAUGGAUAUCCAAACUGCAUAUGGAAAACUGCAGAAGCAAAAGAGGAUUGGAAGGAAGAAAAGGAAUAGAGGUGAAGUGGAUGAGGAUUUGGAGAAUAUGGAGGAAAAUGUGCUUGAUGUGGAUAAAAGGUCAAAAGAUAAUGCAAAAGCUAGGAUGGAUAUGAAGAGAAUGAAGAUUAGAGAACAUUUGCAUAUUAAUGAAACACAAGAAAAACCUGACUUGCCAGAGGCAGUGUACUACAUGGAGUCAUCAAAGAAGAAGCUUUUCUGUGGACUGGUGAAAAAUGUGAGAUUUCCAGACAACCAUGCUUCCUCCAUGUACAACAAGACAUUGCCUGAAGAAGUUGCAUUGCCCUUAGUGAAGCUUGCCAAGUGCUUCAAAGUCAUUACUUCGAAGAUCGUCAGUAAUAAAGAGAUAGCAAUUGUUGAAGAACAGUUGCCAGAGAUAUUAUGUCAACUUGAGAAGAUUUUUCCUCCAACGUUCUUCGACAUAAUGGAGCACCUAGUUAUACAUCUCCCAGCUGAAGUGAGACUUGCUGGGCCUGUUCAAUUCAGGAACAUGUGGUCCACCGAGAUGUUUAUUGGCAACAUGAAAAACUGGGUACACAAUAGAAGCCACCCUGAAGGAUCUAUUGCAGAGUCAUAUUUGUUCGAUGAGUGUUUGACAUUCUGCUCUAGAUAUGUGGAUGAUUGUAACACCAAGUUCAACAAAGCUCCAAGACAUGAUGAUAACAUGACAAGUAGUGCAAACAAAAAUUGCAGCAAGUACCUGAAGAUUUUUGGAAGACCAUUAUCAGCUUGCAGUACUUCUGAACUAGAUCACCUGUCAUGGACACAAGCACAGAAGUAUGUACUCUUCAAUUAUGAGCACAUCAAUUACUACACAGAGAAGCAUAUGAAAGCUUUAGCUGCUGGGAAAAAGAAAAAAAAUAAAAGACAGGUAGAAGCAGAACAUCACAGAACAUUCCAUCUUUGGUUCAUUGACCAUGUGCAGUCUUUGCUUCUUAAAGGCACUAAAUUGCCAGCAGAAAUUGUUUUGCUAGCAAACAAGCCUUACAUGAUGGUGAAGAAGUACAACAGCUACAUCAUUAAUGGUUGUGUAUUCCACACAAAGGAGUUUGCAGCAGGCAAAAGCACCCAAUGUGAUGGAGUGUCAAACUCAGCUAUGACUUCCAGUUAUUCUAGUUCUAAAGAUAAGAACCCAGUAAAAGGAGAAGUAGAAUACUAUGGUAGAAUAGUAGAGAUUGUUGAGUUAAAUUAUUCCAACCAAGGAAGUGUUUUACUGUUCAAAUGUGAAUGGUCAAAACCUGCUGGAGUUAAAAACAUUACCAACUUUGGGGUAACACAAGUAAACCUGAAGCAGUUAGAAUUUGGAUCAGAACCAUUUAUAUUUGCAAGAACAAAUAAGUCAGAUACUCAAGAUUGGAAGGAAAAGAUGAUCCAAUUAGGUGGAGCUGUAACAGCUGAAAGUAAUGGUGCUAAUAUUUAUGAAAGGUUCAUACACAUAGCAAAAGCUACUGGAUACUUGCUAGGGAACCAGCAAAUUGUUGAGAAUGAAACUAUAUAUGAACAACUAGAGGAAGAUGAAGAUGAUGAUGAUGAUUAA
Molecule: messenger RNA, 3285 nt
Organism: Lolium perenne
Lineage: Eukaryota; Viridiplantae; Streptophyta; Magnoliopsida; Poales; Poaceae
Source: RefSeq, a predicted model, not a curated record